Aspergillus novofumigatus IBT 16806 is the source of this 1114-nucleotide messenger RNA. Its product is annotated as transcriptional activator of ethanol catabolism AlcS. Gene Ontology annotation, molecular function: acetate transmembrane transporter activity. The record is from RefSeq and is a predicted model, not a curated record. The transcript is spliced from 8 exons. The coding region runs from base 162 to 1022 and encodes 286 amino acids. Gene Ontology annotation, cellular component: plasma membrane. NCBI's taxonomy places the organism in Eukaryota, Fungi, Ascomycota, Eurotiomycetes, Eurotiales, Aspergillaceae.
GGGAGCAUUAUGGGGAAGCCUUUGCUGAAAGGUUUGUAUCAGGAGAAGCUGAUAUAAGACCCGGUCUUGUCCUUACUCCGGUUUUGAGUCUAUCCCCAGAUUUCCCCAACUUCUAUCUCAUUUGCCACAUAGCUUAACAUCCAGAUUGACUGUCAGGCACAAUGGACACUGAGACGGGGCUCAAGGAUCAUCAGGCAAAGCCCUCGCCUCAGGACGACACAGCCAUGCCGUCUCUAACGACAAUUCCUACAUCUGUCACCCUAUCCGCCGAGCAGUUCGAAAAGCUGUACCUGAGCCCCCUGACCCAGCGCCAGGGCAUGCUCUCGAAGCAGAUGGGCAAUCCUACUCCUUUGGCCCUUGGCGGAUUUGUCAUUACCACCACGCCUCUGUCUUGCUGCCUUAUGGGAUGGAGAGGUGCUACCGGAGCGGGAAUUGCGUUCACUGGUCCGACCAUCUUCCUCGGAGGCGGACUGCUUGUCUUGACUAGUAUUCUCGAGUUUACCCUCGGCAACACCUUUCCCUGCGUUGUCUUUGGCACAAUUGGAGCGUUCUGGUUCGCAUUCGGCUGCACCAUGACUCCCGCCUUCAACGCCGCAGGCCCCUACUCAACCUCUGCCACCGACACAGUAGCCGGCCUCAGCAGUCCAGACUUUCUGAAUACAUACGCCUUUCUAUUCAUCUGGAUGGGUGUCCUAAUGCUCAUCUUCCUCAUCUGCGCGACCCGUACCAAUGCAGUCUACGUCGCAAUCUUCAUGACGCUUACUCUCGUUUUCGCUUUCUUGUCUGGGGCAUAUUGGCGUCUGGCGGUUGCGGAUGCUUUCGUGGGUAAUCGGUUGAUUGUGGCAGCCGGUGCGUCGCUGUUCGUGGCGAGCAUGCUGGGUUUCUAUCUCCUCGUGGCACAGCUGUUUGAUUCGGUGGGGUUCCCUGUUAGGCUGCCCGUUGGGGACUUGAGUAGACUUUGGGAUCGUCGUGUGAGUGGUGAGCAGGAUCCGGAGUAUGAGGCUGGGGCGGGAGAGAAGUAGUAUCUCCUUCUCUCGGCAAUCGCACAGUUUGGUAUGGUGUAUGGAUUGGGAUGGUCAAUGUGAUGUGAACUGUGAGAUGGGCAUCGUUGUCA